CUAUCUCUAUCAAAAAAUCUGAAAAAUAACGAUUCCUUCUGAUUUUUUUCUUUCUAUUACAUAGAGAUUUUCAGAGAGAGAAAAGAAAGAAAUGGGUGUAACCAUCAUCAUCUUCAAUUCCUUAUCUCAUCAUCUCUGAAUAUAUUUGGAUCUUCAAACUAUGAAGAUAUAUUCAGGUAAUUAUUAUUAUCAUUAACAGGAUAGUAUUCCUUCUGAAGAAGCCGGUGAUUUGUUAUCAGUUACCGGCUAUAUUAACUACUCUGUCUCAGUUUCUUGGUGGUGCGUUUUUAAAAAUAAAUAAAAAUAAAAGAAUUAGGUCAAUUUUCAUAGUUGAAUUCUUUGAUUAUUUGUUGACCUAAUUAAUUCUUCGAAUUGAUCUUGAAUAAAACAUUGUUUAUCUUCAGAUUUGAGGGAAGUGACAAUUGGUUGAAUUAGAUCGAUAUUUUCAAAUGCUCUUCAUACACUGUGUAUGAAUCGAGGCUAAUAAUUUUGAUUCUCGUUGUCUAGAAUUUCAAUUUUCUUCAGAAUUUUUAUUGAAUAUUGAAGAGAUUAUUACAUUGCUGAUAAGAAAUGAGUGAAAAGACGGUGCCAGUACCGGUUGGUAAACAAGGAGGAGGAGGAGGAGGUCGUACUAAUGGAUGUAAUCCUGUUAAGAAAGCAGGUCCAGUAACCAUGGAUCAUGUCCUAUUGGCGUUGCGUGAAACUAAAGAAGAAAGGGAAACCAGAAUUCGGAGUCUAUUUAAUUUCUUUGAUGUUGCAAAUGUUGGAUACCUGGAUUAUACACAAAUUGAAGCUGGUUUAUCUGGGUUACAAAUACCGGCAGAAUAUAAGUAUGCAAAAGAUCUUUUGAAAGUUUGUGAUGCUAAUAGAGAUGGUAGAGUUGAUUACCAAGAAUUUCGAAGGUAUAUGGAUGAUAAGGAGUUGGAGUUGUAUCAUAUAUUUCAAGCUAUUGAUGUUGAACAUAAUGGGUGUAUAUUGCCGGAGGAGCUGUGGGAUGCACUUGUCAGAGCAGGAAUCGAAAUUGAUGAUGAGGAACUUGCUCGUUUUGUGGAGCAUGUAGACAAGGAUAAUAAUGGAAUUAUUACCUUUGAAGAAUGGAGAGAUUUUCUCUUACUUUAUCCCCAUGAAGCAACAUUAGCGAACAUAUAUCAGUACUGGGAAAGGGUUUGUGUUGUUGAUAUCGGGGAACAAGCUGUUAUUCCACAGGGCAUUAGUAAACAUGUACAUGCAAGCAAGUACUUGAUUGCUGGAGGAGUAGCAGGAGCUACAUCUCGCACUGCAACUGCUCCUCUUGAUAGGUUAAAAGUCGCUUUACAAGUUCAAACAACACGUGCUCACAUUAUGCCUGCAGUUAAGCAGAUUUGGAAAGAAGGUCGCUUUGUUGGAUUUUUCCGUGGGAAUGGAUUAAAUGUCUUAAAGGUGGCCCCUGAAAGCGCAAUUAGGUUUUACACUUAUGAGUUGCUGAAGAAUGUCAUUGUUGACGCUAGAGGUGAAGAUAUAGGCGAUAUUGGUACUUCUGGGCGUCUUGUUGCAGGUGGUUUGGCAGGGGCUGUGGCGCAAACUGCGAUCUACCCAAUGGAUCUUGUAAAAACGCGGUUACAGACGUUUUCUUGUGAAAGUGGAAAAGUUCCCAAAUUGAGUCAACUUUCACGGGAUAUAUUGGUUCAGGAAGGACCUCGAGCAUUCUAUAGGGGUCUUAUUCCAUCUCUUCUUGGUAUUAUCCCUUACGCAGGCAUUGACCUUGCUGCCUAUGAGACUUUAAAAGAGAUGUCGCGAGAAUAUAUUGUCAAAGACAGUGAUCCAGGUCCACUUGUGCAACUAGGUUGUGGGACUAUAUCAGGAGCUCUUGGAGCAACUUGUGUUUACCCAUUACAGGUUGUUAGAACAAGAAUGCAAGCACAACGUGCUAAUGGAGCUGCUGCUUAUUCUGGAAUGUUAGAUGUGUUCUUGAAAACUUACAAACAUGAAGGCAUUAGAGGAUUCUACAAGGGAAUCUUCCCGAAUAUGCUUAAAGUAGUACCAUCUGCGAGUAUCACCUAUCUUGUGUAUGAGAGCAUGAAGAAGAAUCUAGAGCUUGAUUAAAUUGAGUCCCGUAGCUUUGACUGAUGUCUAGCUACCCUGAUUGACAUGUCUGACUAUAGAGCUGACAGUGGUGAUGAUGAUGAUAACAAUAAUAAGAUUUCUGGUUGGUUAGGGGCUUUGAUUGUUUCACUUAGUCAUACAUUAUGCUUUCUAUCAGCAUAUGACAUGCAUGGCUCGUGUUAUCAGACAUUUUUGCAGGCAUUUAUAAAUAAAAAAAAAAUUGAGAGGCAGCAAGAGUUAGUUCAUUCAGGUUAUUUGCCUGGCGGUCGAUAGGUAUACCUUUUUGUCUUCCCAUUUGUGUUUCAUACAAGUAGAAUAUACACAGCUGGAAAGUUAUUCUUUAUGUUGUAUAUACUUAUACUUGUAUGUAUUUGCUAAAUUAGACGAUUCAUUUGCAUUCAGAAAA
Messenger RNA from Papaver somniferum (opium poppy), 2488 nucleotides. Its product is annotated as calcium-binding mitochondrial carrier protein SCaMC-1-like. The record is from RefSeq and is a predicted model, not a curated record. Gene Ontology annotation, molecular function: ATP transmembrane transporter activity; calcium ion binding. The transcript is spliced from 4 exons. Bases 571 to 2082 code for a protein of 503 amino acids. Lineage: Eukaryota; Viridiplantae; Streptophyta; Magnoliopsida; Ranunculales; Papaveraceae. Gene Ontology annotation, biological process: transmembrane transport.